CCGGCUUAAGCAGUUGACAUGUUACGCAGAAGCACAUGCCACGUUUGUUGCUUCUGCUAAUGAAUAGAUAAGGUUAAAACGCGCAAGCGCAAAACAGAAUUUACAACAUGGCGGAACGUAGGAAAAGCAGGAAGCGCAAAGAUCAGGAAAUAUCAAACAUAGACAAUGAAGUCGUUCAAGAAAAGCCAUCUAAGGAAGAAUAUGCAGUAGCUAAAUGGAUUCGUAACAAUGUACCCUCGAAAAAAACAAAAUUUGACAGAAAUCACAAUGUCGAAUAUUUUACUGGCAGUCGUGCAGUGGAUGCUUUGUUGGAAAAUUCACCAUGGAGUAAAACUAGAUUUGAAACACGCGAACAGGUUACAGAAUUCCUUGAUUUGAUGUUGAGACAUAAAUUCUUCCAUCGAGCAAAAAAGGUGGUAAUUUCUGAAGAAGAACUAUGUAAAAUACGUGGAAUAAAAAAAAAAGUUAAAGAAAUUAAAAAGGACAAGAAGUCUACUGAAAAAGAGAAGGAAGAGAUUAAAGAUAAUAAAGAUGCAACAGGUGAAAGUGAAGAUAAAGCUGAAGAAAAGAAAAAAAAACCAAAAGUACGUUUGGAAAUGCAUAUGGAACAGUAUUUUGUUGACUGCAACGAUGCUUAUGUCUGGAUAUAUGAGCCAAUUCCCAUAUACUACUGGUUCUUUGGAACACUUGUAGUUUUAGGUGCAAUUGGUGUUUGUCUCUUCCCAUUGUGGCCAUUAACAAUCCGUCAUGGUGUAUAUUAUAUAAGUGUUGCAGCUGCUGGAUUCCUUGUAUUCAUUUUGGCAUUAGCAAUCAUUAGAUUAAUUGUAUUUUGCCUUCUAUGGGUUCCAACACUUGGUAGAUGUCAUCUUUGGCUUUUGCCCAAUUUAACUGCAGAUGUUGGAUUCUUUGCUUCAUUUUGGCCACUUUAUCAAUAUGAAUAUUACGGUUCUACGUCUGAAAGUGACAAAAAAGUUAGUAAAAAGAAGAAAAAGAAAGAAAAAGACUCUGAUUCUGAAGAAGCGCCAUCAACACUAUUAGAAGACAAACCUAGUAUUAAAGAAUUAUCUAAGGAACAUACUCAAAUCGAAGAAAUUUCCUCUAGUGAAGAAAACAAGGUCUCUUCAUCUGAAUUGAUAGAAGGAGAAGAGGGUAGUGAAGGUUCAGAAAGUGAAAAAUCUAAUACAGGUCGAGAUUUUGUGAUGGUCUAGAAAAGGAAUUGGCAAUAAAUAGUUUUGUUUAUCUUUAAUAUCACAUUAAUUAAUCAAUGAUCGAAUCUUGUCAAUUCUGAUUAAAUCUUAUACAAAUUCGUAACGUAACUAUUUAUUAACUGACAACUUUUGGAUGUAUGUUUAUUUUGUGAAAAAAAUCUGAUUUUGAAUGUUGUCGGAAACAAAAAUGAAGAUGCAGUAUAUAAAAAGAAAUAUGAUACAUAAAUUUAGUAAGCUUAAUCCAUUUAUUGCUUGUGCUAAUGUGUAUCUUUGCAUUUUUUGCAUUUAGUAUAUUACAACCAAUUGAACAAGAAAAUUGCAUCUGUAUCUUACACAAAGGAAAUUUUUGUAAAUUGUAAUGUAAGAAUACCAAUCUUGAGAUUCCAGUUAAAUUAGUGUAUUUUUAUUUAAAUUAUUAUUAAUCAACAUUUAUUUAUAUGUGUAAGUCUUGCAAGAAUUAUUUCACAAAAAUGUGUAACUACGUUAACGCAGAUGCCUGAGGUUUGUCCAAAUCGAUUAAAAAAUUGUUUGUGAUAUUUUACAUCGUAAUAAUGAAUAUUGAAUUUCAGUAAUACAAUUUUCUCAGGUCCCAAAACUGUACAGCAUGAUAAAUAGAAUCUCCAAGGACAAGACUA
Frieseomelitta varia is the source of this 1843-nucleotide messenger RNA. It is a transcript of the gene Trp1, whose product is annotated as translocation protein SEC62. Lineage: Eukaryota; Metazoa; Arthropoda; Insecta; Hymenoptera; Apidae. The transcript is spliced from 5 exons. The record is from RefSeq and is a predicted model, not a curated record. Gene Ontology annotation, cellular component: endoplasmic reticulum membrane; endoplasmic reticulum. The coding region runs from base 108 to 1208 and encodes 366 amino acids. Gene Ontology annotation, biological process: post-translational protein targeting to membrane, translocation.